AUGCGAGAGGGACCUAAUGUGGAGUUGCGUUUUCUAAUCUCCACUAAAACUGCGGGUCUCAUCAUCGGUAAACGUGGAGAAAACAUCAAGAAGCUGCGUGAUGAGUACUCUGUCACCAUUAAUAUCCCCGAUAGCAACGGACCCGAAAGGAUCCUUAUUUUAGACGGCGACGUUAACUCUGUCAUUGAAAUCAUGCACAAUACGCUCAAGCGGCAAGCAAUGUCACUGCAGGAAGACUGUGUUGAUUUGCGCCUUCUUGUGCAUCAGAGUCAGGCUGGAUGCAUUAUCGGCAAAAGUGGGCAGAAAAUCAAGGAAUUGCGAGAACAAUCAAUCUUGAAGACUCUCAAAGUGUAUCAAAUGUUGUGUCCUGAUUCUACUGAUCGUAUCGUUCAGCUGGUCGGUACUGUGGCUCAUGUCAUUAGCUGUCUCCAAGCCAUUUGUGAGCUGUUGGAAGGAGCUCCAGCCAAGGGACCCCGCCAGAAUUAUGAUGCUCGUAGCUUUAAUGAAGCUAUGGCAAUGCAGUACGGUGGGUGGUGCGGUAUGGGCAUUCCUUCAUCUGGGAGUAGCUAUGGGACACGUCGAAACAACUUUGCGAACAAUAGCUAUCCACAGAGCUCGAUGUUAGCUGCUAGCUUGUUCAGUGGAGGUGGAGCAACUCCCCGCAGCGUUACUCAGGCGGCGGUAGUAAGCCAAGCACUCGCAUCAGGUAUUCCGCCCGCAUCUGCCGCGGCCAUGUUGGCCGCCACUGGAGGUCAGAGUCAUCCUGGAGGGCCUACCUCGGGUCCUGCAGGUGAUGCGGCCACCGCGGCUGCAAUGAUGGCUGCUGGAAUGAUGCGCGGGCUUCCUGGAACUGUCAGCAUGAACAUCAUUGCUCCUACAACCACUACUCAGGUUUCUGUCAGCAACAAAAUGAUCGGUGCCAUCAUGGGUCGGGGCGGCACACGUAUCAAUCAAGUUCGAAAGGAAUCGGGUGCUGAUAUCAAAAUCAGUUCUCAAGACCCUGGAGUUGAAGAUAGAAUCAUCACCAUAACGGGCACCCCUGACCAAAUUCAGAGUGCUCAGUUUUACUUACAACUAUGUGUGAAGCGCUUUGGCGAACAGAGUUAA
Hydatigera taeniaeformis is the source of this 1107-nucleotide messenger RNA. NCBI's taxonomy places the organism in Eukaryota, Metazoa, Platyhelminthes, Cestoda, Cyclophyllidea, Taeniidae. The record is from the annotation of a GenBank genome assembly.